Messenger RNA from Styela clava, 1275 nucleotides. The record is from RefSeq and is a predicted model, not a curated record. NCBI's taxonomy places the organism in Eukaryota, Metazoa, Chordata, Ascidiacea, Stolidobranchia, Styelidae.
GGAGAUUCAGCAACAACUGAAAAAAUCUGACAACUGGUAAAUGCUUUCCUGGAUGAAAGAGGAGAAUCCCACCCAGAUCAGUCUCCACUGCAUCCUCGCCCAAUGGAACCUCCUGUAGAUGAGGAGAGAGCGGGUGACGCUGAACCACUCAGACCUGAUGUUGAACCACUCAGACCUGGUGCCGAACCACUCAGAACUGACGCUAAACCACUCAGACCUGAUGCUGAACCACUCAGACCUGAUGCUGAACCACUCAGACCUGAUGCUGAACCACUCAUACCUGAUGCUGAACCAUUUCAGGCUGAUCCAAGACCAGUAAGGCAGGAACCUGCUGGAAGAUUCGCAGAAAAAGGGGAAGCAUCAUCUAAGGCUCAGCCGUUCCAUUCUGAAGAGUCUGAAGGAGCAUCGGCACCAGGUGGAGCUAGCGACAGCAGAAUUGAAGAUGUUUUCGCUGACAUUGCAAGAAAAUUCACGUCGUUCAUUCAUUUCAAAAUGUUUGCCUUGGCUGGAAAUGGUCUCAGGCUCAGUGCUGGAGAAGUUUCAACAAUCAUUGCAGACAAUCCUGAUUCUGUUGAAGAUAAAAAGUUUGGAAUGCUUGAUCUUUGGAAAGAAAAAAAUGGAUCUAGAGCGUCACCUACCAACAUAGCAGAGGUAUUUAAGCAACAUUUCAGGCAAGAGGGAGGUGGUUUCACUGGUUCAAGAAUCGAGGAUGCUUUCCUAGCAGUUCCUAAAGUAUUCGACAACGCUGCACUGUUCCAAAGAUUCGCAUUGUCUGGGAAAGGUUUAUCGCUCAGUAUGCACGAGGUUGGAAACAUAAAAGAAAAUGCAAAAAAUGUGGGAGAGAGGAAUCUGGAUUUGCUCGUUUUGUGGAAAUUGAAAAACGGAGAUUCAGCAACAACUGAAAAAAUCUGGCAACUGGUAAAGGCCUUCAUGGAUGAAAGAGGAGAAUCCCACCCAGAUCAGCCUCCUCUGCAUCCUCGUCCAAUGGAACUUCCUGUAGAUGAGGAGAGAGCGGGUGACGCUGAACCACUCAGAUUUGACGCUAAACCACUCAGACCUGCUGCUGAACCACUCAGACCUUAUGUUCAACCACUCAGACUUGACGCUAAACCACUCAGACCUGAUGCUGAACCACUCAGACCUGAUGCUGAACCACUCAGACCUGAUGCUGAGCCAUCUCAGGCUGAUCCAAGACCAGGAAAGCAGGAACCUGCGAAGUUGUGGGCGGCUACUGAGGGCCAAGAGCUACUGACACUGUUCUACACGAUACUUUAA